Molecule: messenger RNA, 2750 nt
Organism: Mus caroli (Ryukyu mouse)
Lineage: Eukaryota; Metazoa; Chordata; Mammalia; Rodentia; Muridae
Gene: Aifm3
Product: AIF family member 3
Biological process (GO): execution phase of apoptosis
Cellular component (GO): cytoplasm; mitochondrion
Molecular function (GO): 2 iron, 2 sulfur cluster binding; oxidoreductase activity, acting on NAD(P)H
Source: RefSeq, a predicted model, not a curated record
GGCCGGCCGCAGCCCCGAGCGGAUCUCGCCCGCCCACUCGCCCGCCCGCGGCCACCAAGCCAGGUGAGCGCGCCUGUCCCUGUCCCGCACGCGCCCCGGGCCAGCUCGCUCGCGGAUUUCUACCCUGGUGGCCGAGUGAGGCACUCAGGAGGCUGCAGCGACCCCGGUCCUUGCUGCUGCUCCCCAGCACCCCUUUCGGCUCCCUGGAGCCCUCCCUACCUUGUGCUGGUCCGUUGGUUGGCUGCUGCGUCCAGCGAGGGAGCCGCAAAGAAGCCGAGCUGGGUUUCCCUGGGGACCAGUGGCUUGGCCUAGCCCCACACCCACAGCCCCCUCCUGGCCACAACUCAUGCUAGAAGGCGGGCUGGACCCUCCAGGACACUGGCCCUCCGUGCCCUGCUGACCAAGGCCCAGUAGUCUCUCUCCAUCGCUGGGCUGGGAGCAAGGAGCAGUGACUCCCAGGGAAAGAGGUCCUAAAGCUGUCUAGCUGGCAUGGCAGCUCCAGUGUCUCUGAGGGCCACAGGGGGUCCAGUCCUGCAGGGCACAUCCUAGUCCUUGGACAGCUGGACAGCCUGCCAUCGUGCUCCCACCAGCCGGGCCAGAUCCCAGGCCACCGUUCACCAUGGGCGGCUGCUUCUCCAAGCCCAAGCCAGUGGAGCUCAAGAUUGAAGUGGUGCUGCCAGAGAAAGAGCGGGGCAAGGAGGAGCUGUCAGCCAGCGGAAAGGGCAGCCCCCGGGGUUACCAGGGCAACGGCACAGCACGCCACUUCCAUGCUGAAGAGCGACUGCCCACCCCACAACCCUAUCCCAGCCCUCAGGACUGUGUGGAGGCUACUGUUUGCCAUGUCAAGGACCUCGAGAAUGGCCAGAUGCGGGAAGUGGAGCUGGGCUGGGGAAAGGUGUUGCUGGUAAAGGACAAUGGGGAAUUCCAUGCCCUGGGCCAUAAGUGUCCUCACUAUGGAGCGCCCCUGGUGAAAGGUGUACUGUCCCGGGGACGUGUGCGCUGCCCCUGGCAUGGUGCCUGCUUCAACAUUAGUACUGGGGACCUAGAGGACUUCCCAGGCCUGGACAGUCUGCAUAAGUUCCAGGUGAAGAUUGAGAAGGAGAAGGUGACCAUUCGGGCAAGCAAGCAGGCCCUGCAGCUACAGCGGAGGACAAAGGUGAUGGCCAAGUGUAUCUCUCCAAGUGCAGGCCACAGCAGUAGCACCAAUGUGCUCAUAGUGGGUGCAGGUGCUGCUGGCCUAGUAUGUGCAGAAACACUGAGGCAGGAGGGCUUCUCAGACCGGAUUGUCCUUUGCACACUGGAUCGACAUCUGCCCUAUGACCGGGCCAAGCUCAGCAAGUCCCUGGAUGCACAACCUGAACAGCUGGCCCUGAGACCCAAGGAAUUCUUCCGGGCCUAUGGCAUUGAGAUGCUCACUGAGGCUCAGGUAGUCACAGUGGACGUGAGAAAUAAGAAGGUUGUGUUCAAGGAUGGCUUCAAGCUAGAGUACAGCAAGCUGCUGCUGGCACCAGGGAGUAGCCCUAAGACCCUGACCUGCAAAGGGAAAGAUGUAGAGAAUGUAUUCACCAUUCGCACGCCCGAGGAUGCCAACCGCGUGCUGCGGCUCGCCCGGGGCCGCAAUGCUGUUGUUGUGGGAGCAGGCUUUCUGGGGAUGGAGGUCGCUGCUUAUCUGACUGAGAAAGCCCACUCAGUAUCUGUGGUAGAGCUGGAGGAGACACCCUUCCGGAGGUUCCUGGGGGAACGUGUUGGUCGUGCACUUAUGAAGAUGUUUGAAAACAACCGGGUGAAGUUCUAUAUGCAGACAGAGGUGUCAGAGCUGCGGGCUCAAGAGGGAAAGCUGCAGGAGGUGGUGCUGAAGAGCAGCAAAGUCCUGCGAGCAGAUGUCUGCGUGUUAGGCAUUGGUGCGGUGCCUGCCACAGGCUUCCUGAGGCAGAGUGGCAUUGGUCUGGAUUCCCGAGGUUUCAUCCCAGUCAACAAGAUGAUGCAGACCAAUGUCCCAGGAGUGUUUGCUGCAGGUGAUGCUGUCACCUUUCCUCUUGCCUGGAGGAACAAUCGGAAAGUGAACAUCCCACACUGGCAGAUGGCUCACGCCCAGGGGCGGGUAGCAGCUCAGAACAUGCUGGCACAGGAGGCUGAGAUCAACACGGUACCCUAUCUGUGGACUGCCAUGUUCGGCAAAAGCCUUCGCUACGCUGGCUACGGAGAAGGCUUCGAUGAUGUCAUCAUUCAGGGGGAUCUGGAGGAGCUGAAGUUUGUGGCUUUUUAUACCAAAGGUGACGAAGUGAUUGCUGUGGCCAGCAUGAACUACGAUCCCAUCGUAUCCAAGGUGGCUGAGGUGCUAGCCUCAGGUCGAGCCAUCCGGAAGCGGGAGGUGGAGUUGUUUAUGCUACACAGCAAAACCGGUGACAUGUCUUGGCUCACAGGAAAAGGAUCCUGAGCUCUCCUGUGGUGGACUUGGGCAGGUUUCUGGGGUACCAAGGUCAGAGACCAAGUCCUGGGGCAAGUGCCAACUCCAAUUUCCCAGGAUCCCUCACCGUGGAAUCUGAGUCCUCCAAGGCUUGCCUUGACCUGUCUGCCUCGCCUCCAGCCAGGCUACCACAGCCUCCAGAAGAUGGUCCAUUCUCAAUGCCUCAGCUGUCACUGACAGCUGGGUGUAUUGGCAGGACAGGCUCUGCCUCGGUUUCCUCUAUUAGGAUUUUCCCAGCAAGUCCCUUCAACAUUACCUUAAAAUUAAAACGCAUGUCUCAGCA